AUGGAUAAAGAAAAGCCUGAAGCCAGUCCCAGCCCGCCAGAACCUAACACGGAGCUGAUCCCGCGCAGGGAGUUAAAAGGCCGCAAGCCCUCCAAUAAUAUACUGACCUAUUUGAUUGACAGGCAGCUGGGGAGGCCCAGAAAUGAUGUGGAUUUAUUUGAAUGGGUUUGGACCAUUACAUAA
Molecule: messenger RNA, 183 nt
Organism: Onychomys torridus (southern grasshopper mouse)
Lineage: Eukaryota; Metazoa; Chordata; Mammalia; Rodentia; Cricetidae
Gene: Etdb
Product: embryonic testis differentiation homolog B
Exons: 1
Coding region: 1-183 (60 amino acids)
Source: RefSeq, a predicted model, not a curated record